Molecule: messenger RNA, 1487 nt
Organism: Culicoides brevitarsis
Lineage: Eukaryota; Metazoa; Arthropoda; Insecta; Diptera; Ceratopogonidae
Product: neural cell adhesion molecule 2-like
Exons: 8
Coding region: 621-1487 (288 amino acids)
Biological process (GO): synapse organization
Cellular component (GO): neuron projection membrane
Source: RefSeq, a predicted model, not a curated record
GUAACAAAAAAAAAAGUUUUGGAACAUACACAAAAUAUUAUUAUUAACGGAUUAAUGACGAUGCGUGUGAAAGAUUUUCCCGUAUAAAUGACACGAUUAAGUCAUCAUCAACGUUCCUCGUUGGCAGCAACGAACAAAACAACAACAACAACAAAGGAAAAAUGUGUGAAAAGAAAAAUUUGAUGGAAAAUUGUGAUUUAGUAUCCCUCGGAGGGCGAUAAAUUUCCCUCGCUAAAAACGACGACGUUGCGCAAGGUCAUGUCUCUUGCGAACGAACGAGUGAACUAAACAUAAUCUAAUCUUCUAUCAACUGGUAAAUUAGAGACAAACAAGCCAACGAACGAAAAGAAAAGAAAAUUUGUCAUAAAAAAACGGAGGAAAAUCAUGUUUCCGGUUGUAUUUUGACGGAUAAAUAUUACAACCUCACCGACAACAAAGAAUUGUCAGUCAGUCAAAAAAAGUGAAAAAAAAAGAAUAAAAAGAAAAAGGAAAAACGACGACAAAAAAUUAUUUAUAUGAUAAUACAGGAAAAAAAAAUUUCCACAAAUUUUUGUCGUUUAUUUUUACAUAAAAAAAAUAGAAGAGAAAAAAAGAAAAAGUGAAAAAAAUAAAAAAAAAAUAUGUGGCUUGAAAAAUUCCUCCUUAUGUACAUGCUGACGGUAUUCAAUUCACUUGAUGGAUAUUUUUUAGAUAAUCAAUUACAAAAUACAGGACGACACAGACGGAAAGAAUCGAAAGACAUGAAAAUGCAGCACAAUAGUAGUAAUAGUUUAGCGAUAGGAUCAAACAACAGUCAAUUUCUUACGAAAAACAACACGAGAGUCGUUAGUCAACGCGGCGGCUUCGCCAUUUUGCCAUGCAGUGUCACAAUGUCAACACCCGCCACUAUAUCCUGGUUUCGGAAAAAGGAUAAAACGCUGCUGACUGUCGGCUUGUCAACGUAUAGUAGUGAUGAUCGCUUCUUCGUUGAACAUACGCGCCAUUUGGGGAAUUGGGCGUUGCGGAUAAAGAACGCACGCGAAGACGACGAAGGUCUGUACGAGUGCCAAAUUUCAUCGCAUCCGCCGCAAUCGAUAUUUAUCGAGCUGCGAAUAGUUGAGGCCGUAGCUGAAAUAAUUGAAGCACCUGAUUUACAUAUUAAUGAAGGGUCAACAUUGCGUUUAGAAUGUAAAUUAAAAAGAGCUACGGAGAGUCCGUUGUAUGUGUUUUGGUAUCAUGAAGAUCGCAUGGUCAACUAUGACGUAGAUGAUGGCAUAACAGUAGCAAAUACAAAGUUCUCAUCAAGCGUGUUGACGGUGCGGAAUGCAACAGCAAGACACGGCGGUAAUUACACGUGUGCUCCAGCAAAUGCACGACAAGCCAGUAUUUAUGUUCAUGUGCUCAAAGGUGAAAAGCCAGCAGCAAUGCAGCAUCCAGACAAAACAACAGCAGCUACAUCAUCCUCGUCGUCAACUCUCAUACAUUUUGUGCAUUAUAUCCCGACUUAA